AUGAAUGUUGGUGAAAUUAGAACAUUUGAUGAUAAUUUCACAAGAUGGUCGCAAAAUGAUGUUUUUUUCAACUCCCAUCUUCAUACUCAAUCCGAUGGCAAUAUCUCAAUAAGUACCUCCGCCACCGACGGCACUUCAUCAACUGUCUACCGCCAGAUUUCAUACGAGCUUCAUCAAAUCCAGUCUCCACAACCUUUGGCUGUUACUGAAGGUCAUAAACUUUACCAUAGCUUGAGAGCUGUUCAUAUAGCUGCAAUAUCCCUAUGUGUAAUAUUUGGAACUGGUUUGUUGAUUGGUACAUCUAGAUCUUUACAUACUGCAGGUCCAGCUUCAUUAUUAAUUGCCUUUAUUGUUAUGGGCUUUGUAACCAACGAAGUAAUGAACUCUCUAUGUGAAAUGGCAACCUAUAUUCCAAUUCCUAAUGCUUAUUCCGGCUAUGCCUCAAGGUAUCUUCAUCCUUCAAUCGGGUUUUCUCUCGGCUAUUGUUAUUUAAUUAGCAAUUUAAUUAUAACUCCAAAUCAAUUAACUGCUGGUGCUGUAGUUAUUCAAAAUUGGAUAGAUAGAGACACCAUUAACCCUGCUGUUUGGAUAACAAUUUUUUUUCUAAUUGUUUCCUUUGUAAGUACUGUUAGAAUAGGAAAUUUUGCUAUCUAUUCAACCAUUAUCAUCUUGUUCAAAUUUCUUGUCCUCCUGGGUUUCCUCUGCUUUUUAUUUGUUUUAAUGCUUGGGGGUCAGCCAAAUAAUGAUAGAAUCGGUUUCAGAUACUGGAAAAACCCCGGUGCUUUUGCUCCAUAUUCAGAAUCAAUAGAUGGCUCUCUUGGUAACUUCACCUCCUUUUUAUCAGUUCUAGUCAAUGCUUGUUAUUCCUAUCUUGGUGCUGAGACUUUUGUAGUCACAAUUGGUGAAGUAGUUUAUCCAAGAGUCAGCAUUCCUAAAGCAAAAAAACUAAUAGCUUAUCCAUUGUUUUUUUUCUAUUUUUCUAUCAUCUUGUUGAUUGGGUUAUGUAUUCCUUACAAUGAUCCAAAACUCGUCAAUGAAAAACCCUAUUCCAGCCCUAUAGUGGUUGCUAUAAAAAAUGCCUCAAUUCCUAUUUUGCCUCAUAUAUUCAACGGCUGCAUACUUGUUUUUGUCAUUUCUGCCGCCAAUGCAUCUUGCUAUAUGGGAGCUCGUAUUCUUUAUGGCCUAUCUGUCUCCGGGGAUACUUUUGAAUUAUUUUCAAAGACUAAUAAACAUGGUAUUCCAAUUUAUAGUUUAAUAACAAUUUCUUGUUUCAAUUUACUUGCUUAUACCAAUAUUGGAAAGGAAUCAACACAAAUUUUUUCAUAUUUUGUUGAUGCUUCUGCUUCUUUUGGAUUAAUCCUAUGGGAUUGUAUUUUAUUAACUCAUAUUUUUUUCAUCAAAGCUUGUAAAGUACAAGCCUUUGAUAGGGAAUCCGAGUUUUGUUAUCAUGCACCAGGAUCACCAUAUACAACUUGGGUUGCAUUUAUAAUUUGCAUCAUUGUCACUUUUAUAACAAAAUUCACUGUUUUCAUUGACACCGCUAAUGGAUUUGAUUAUACGUCGUUUAUAACAGGUUAUAUUGGUAUUCCUGUUUUUUUGUUAAUAUGUCUUGUCCAUAAAUUGAAGUUUUCAACAUCAUUUGUUGAACCAAUAGAAGCAGAUCUAUAUUAUUAUAAAGAUUAUGUUGAUGCUGAAGAAGAGGCGUAUUUAAAAGAAAUGCAGAAAAAAAGAGAAAUCCAAGAAAGUAAGCCAUCAAGUAGAUUUGAAAUGUUUAAAAGAAGAUUAUCGAGAUUAUUAAAUGAAUAG
Ascoidea rubescens DSM 1968 is the source of this 1806-nucleotide messenger RNA. RefSeq lists its product as uncharacterized. Gene Ontology annotation, molecular function: amino acid transmembrane transporter activity. The transcript has a single exon. Gene Ontology annotation, cellular component: membrane. Gene Ontology annotation, biological process: amino acid transmembrane transport. The record is from RefSeq and is a predicted model, not a curated record. Lineage: Eukaryota; Fungi; Ascomycota; Saccharomycetes; Ascoideales; Ascoideaceae. The coding region runs from base 1 to 1806 and encodes 601 amino acids.